Messenger RNA from Coniosporium apollinis CBS 100218, 942 nucleotides. RefSeq lists its product as uncharacterized. The coding region runs from base 1 to 942 and encodes 313 amino acids. The transcript has a single exon. Lineage: Eukaryota; Fungi; Ascomycota; Dothideomycetes. The record is from RefSeq and is a predicted model, not a curated record.
AUGCCACCCACCCCGCCCUACUUCCAGCUGCCCAUGACUCCCGCCGUCCCCAAACCCUCCUCCGCCUCGCACCCCACCCCCAACACCACCACCACAGCCGACCAACGCCCCCUGCCCCAACCAGCCCGCAAACCCCUCCUCCGGCUCCAACUCCACGACCUCUCCUCCCCCGGCGCCGCCUCCUUCCUCUCCCUGCUCGCCCUCCCCUCCUGCCUCGACGAAUGCAUCGCCGGCGUCCUGCAGCACCUCUACAGCACCUCCACCUCCACGACGCCCGCCUCCCACAUCCCGCCCACGCGCUCCGUGUCGCUGGUCCUGCGCUCCAUGCCCGGCGUCGCCUUCACGCGCUCGCUGGACCUCGACGCCGACCACAAGGAGAUCCACCUCAGCACCGACUACGUCUCCCACAUCCCCGAGUCGCGGCGGCGCGACGAGCUGCUCGGCGUGCUGCGCCACGAGAUGGUGCACUGCUGGCAGUGGAACGCGUGCGGCAGUGCUCCCGGCGGCUUGGUGGAGGGCAUCGCGGACUGGGUGCGCCUGCGCAGCGGGUUUGUGCCGCCGCAUUGGAAGCGCGAGGCCGAUGGGGAUUGGGACGCCGGGUAUCAGCAUACGGGCUACUUUCUCGAGUAUCUGGAGGAGAGGUUUGGGGAGGGGACUGUUAGGGGGAUUAAUGAGGGGUUGAGGGAGGGGAAGUAUGAGGAGGAGGCGUUUUGGGGGCGGAGGUUUGGGUGUGGGGUCAAGGAACUGUGGGCGGAGUAUGGGAAGUCGCUGAAGAGGAGGGAAGACAAGGAGGGUGGAGAGGAAAAGGAAGGCGGACAGGACAAGGAGGGCGGGAAUGAGAAGGACGAAUACACGAAGGGGAAGGGUGAAGAGAAGGAGGGGACGAAGAAGGAAGAUCGGGCGACGCAAGAGGCGGAAAAGCAAGAUGAAAGUUCCCAGUGA